Molecule: messenger RNA, 3716 nt
Organism: Lemur catta (Ring-tailed lemur)
Lineage: Eukaryota; Metazoa; Chordata; Mammalia; Primates; Lemuridae
Gene: SENP6
Product: SUMO specific peptidase 6
Exons: 24
Coding region: 74-3403 (1109 amino acids)
Biological process (GO): regulation of kinetochore assembly; protein desumoylation; regulation of spindle assembly
Cellular component (GO): nucleus; cytoplasm
Molecular function (GO): SUMO-specific endopeptidase activity
Source: RefSeq, a predicted model, not a curated record
GGCCCCUCAUCCCGGCGAGCGCGGCGGCGGUGCGGGCCAUGGAUUAAGAAGGAGGCGGCGUGGGAGGAGGAAGAUGGCGGCCGGCAAGAGCGGAGGCAGCGCUGGGGAGAUUACUUUUCUGGAAGCUUUGGCUAGAUCAGAAUCUAAGAGAGAUGGAGGUUUUAAAAAUAAUUGGAGCUUUGAUCAUGAAGAAGAAAGUGAAGGAGAUACAGAUAAAGAUGGAGCAAAUCUUCUGAGUGUAGAUGAAGAUGAGGAUUCUGAAACCUCAAAAGGAAAAAAGUUAAAUCGUCGAUCUGGAAUUGUUGCUCCUAGUUCUGGUGAUUUCUUGAAGACAUAUGUAAGACGAAACAAGACUGAAAGUUUUAGAACUUUGAAAGGCAACCCAAUUGGACUUAACAUGUUGAGCAACAAUAAGAAAUUGAGUGAAAAUACACAAAAUGCAUUAUGUUCUGGAACUGUAGUUCAUGGUAGACGUUUUCAACAUGCUCAUGCACAGUCAUCAACAGUAAAAACAGCAGCCCAAAGCAGUCUGGACCGAAAAGAAAGGAAAGAAUACCCACCUCAUGUCCAAAAAGUUGAAAUUGAUCCUGUAAGGUUAAGUCGGCCCCAAGGUGCUGAACGUAUAAUGAAGAAAACAGAAGAGUCUGAAUCACACGUGGAGCCUGAAAUUAAGAGGAAAGUACAACAGAAACGUCACUGUAGUACAUAUCAGCCUACUCCUCCUUUGUCUCCUGCUUCAAAAAAAUGUUUAACCCAUUUAGAGGAUUUGCAAAGAAAUUGCAGACAAGCUAUAACUUUGAGUGAAUCUACUGGACCAUUAUUAAGGAUGUCAAUUCAUCAGAAUUCUGGAGGACAGAAGUCACAAAACACAGGAUUAACAACCAAGAAGUUUUAUGGCAACAGUGUGGAAAAGGUUCCAAUUGAUAUUAUUGUGAAUUGUGAUGAUAGUAGACACAAUUACUUACAGACUAAUGGAAAAGUCAUUUUACCUGGUGCAAAAAUACCCAAAAUCACAAACUUGAAAGAAAGGAAAACAAGCCUGUCAGAUCUAAAUGAUCCAAUUAUUUUGUCCAGUGAUGAUGAUGAUGACAAUGACAGGUCUCAUAGAAGAGAGAGCGUAUCUCCUCAACCUGCUGAUUCAGCAUGUUCUUCCCCAGCACCAUCUACUGGAAAAGUAGAAGCAGCACUAAAUGAAAAUACCUGCAAAGUAGAGCAUGAACUAAGAAGCAUUCCAGUUGACUCAGAGUUAAAUACAGUUACAUUGCCAAGAAAAGCAAGAAUGAAAGACCAGUUUGGCAAUUCUAUCAUCAACACACCUCUAAAACGUCGUAAAGUGUUUUCUCAAGAAACUUUAGUUGAUCCUUUAAGCUGCCAAAAACCCUGUGACAAUGUCAUUUUAAGUUGUCGAAGUAUACGAGUAGGAACUCUUUUCCGGCUAUUAAUAGAACCUGUAGUUUUUUGUUUAGAGUCUAUCAAGAUACAACUACAUGAACCAGAACGUGAUCCUGUAAAGAUUACUUUAAAUACCUCUGAUCUAACUAAAUGUGAAUGGUGUAAUGUCCGAAAAUUACCAGUAGUGUUUCUUCAGGCGAUACCAGCAGUUUAUCAAAAGCUGAGUGUGCAACUGCAAAUGAAUAAAGAGGAUAAAGUUUGGAAUGAUAGUAAAGGAAUGAAUAAGUUAACAAAUUUGGAAGAACGAUAUAUAAUUUUAAUUUUUCAAAAUGGCCUUGAUCAUCAGGCAAAUGUGAUAUUUGAAAAUAUCUUUACUGAGAUUGGUAUAAAGAAUAACAUUUCCAAUUUUUUUGCAAGAAUCACCUUUGACGAAGCCAAUAGCAGACUUGUUGCCUGUACAAAAACCUAUGAAGAGAGCAUCAAAGGAAGUUGUGUGCAAAAAGAAAACAAAAUUAAAACUGUAUCCUUUGAAUCUAAAAUACAACUUAGAAACAAACAGGAAUUCCAGUUUUUUGAUGAUGAAGAAGAAACUGGAGAGAGCCACACCGUCUUCAUUGGCCCUGUAGAAAAGUUGAUAGUAUAUCCACCACCUCCAGCUAAGGGAGGCAUCUCUGUUACUAAUGAGGAUCUGCACUGUCUAAAUGAAGGAGAAUUUUUAAAUGAUGUUAUUAUAGACUUUUAUUUGAAAUAUUUGGUGCUUGAAAAACUGAAGAAAGAAGAAGCUGACCGAAUUCAUAUAUUUAGUUCUUUCUUCUAUAAACGCCUUAAUCAGAGAGAAAGGAGAAAUCAUGAAACAACUAAUCUGUCCAUACAGCAAAAACGACAUGGGAGAGUAAAAACAUGGACCCGGCAUGUAGAUAUUUUUGAGAAGGAUUUUAUUUUUGUACCCCUUAAUGAAGCUGCACACUGGUUUUUGGCUGUUGUUUGUUUCCCUGGUUUGGAAAAACCAAAGUAUGAACCUAAUCCUCAUUACCAUGAAAAUGCAGUCAUACAAAAAUGUUCAACUGUAGAGGACAGUUGUAUUUCUUCUCCUUCAGCCAGUGAAAUGGACAGUUGUUCACAAAACUCUUCUGCCAAGCCUGUAAUUAAGAAGAUGCUAAACAAAAAACAUUGCGUAGCUGUAAGUGAUUCAAAUGCUGGACAGGAAGAAAGUGACUCUCGUUAUCGGAGAAACAUAUGCAGUGUGAAGUGUAAUGUGAAAAAAAUAAAUCAUACUGCAAGUGAAAAUGAAGAAUCAAAUAAAGGAGAAUCUGCAUGCCCAAAAGUUGCUGAUAGGACUAAAAGUGAGAAUGGCCUACAGAAUGAAUGUUUAAGUUCUAUGCCUCAUACAGAUGGCUUAAACAAAAUCAAAGUAAACUAUGAUGAAGAAUCAGCUGUAAGUGGUAAAAUGCUUGAAGAUGAGCUCAUCGACUUCUCGGAAGAUCAGGAUAACCAGGAUGAUAGCAGUGAUGAUGGAUUCCUUGCUGAUGACAACUGCAAUUCAGAAAUAGAACAGUGGCAUUUAAAACCUACUAUCUGUAAACAACCUUGUAUCCUACUUAUGGACUCACUCAGAGGCCCUUCUCGGUCAAAUGUUGUCAAAAUAUUAAGAGAGUAUUUAGAAGUGGAAUGGGAAGUUAAAAAAGGAAGCAAAAGAAGUUUUUCCAAAGAUGUUAUGAAGGGGUCUAAUCCAAAAGUACCCCAGCAAAACAACUUCAGUGACUGUGGUGUAUACAUAUUGCAAUAUGUAGAGAGCUUUUUUGAGAAUCCAGUUCUCAAUUUUGAACUACCUAUGAAUUUGGCAAACUGGUUUCCUCCUCCAAGAAUGAGAACAAAAAGAGAAGAAAUACGAAACAUAAUUCUGAAGCUGCAGGAAGAUCAGAGCAAAGAGAAAAAAAAACAUAAAGACACUUACUCAACAGAAGCAUCUUUAGGCGAAAGAACAGAACAUGUCAGCAGUAUCUCAGAUUGACCAUUUCUGUUGCUUGUCAGUUCUGCCCUCAGAAACUAAAUGACUUUCAACUCUGGGUAUAGACAGUAAAGAACUGAAGUGCUCACUACUCAGAGUGAUUUGGAAAUUUUAAUGCUUGUAAAAAUGUCAUAUAAUUAAUUUCCAAAGGAGUAUGUAUUAAGUAAAAGUCUGUAAAUAUGUUAAUGAGGCCAAUUUUUCCAGCAUUUAUAAUUAUUUUUUUCACUUGUUAGGAAGCUUUUGUUAUGUAUUUUCUGUUAAUAGUACUUAAGAUUGCAACUUCUAAACACAAAAUAAAAAGAAAAUAUUUAUAGGA